Sinocyclocheilus anshuiensis is the source of this 1444-nucleotide messenger RNA. Its product is annotated as aquaporin-9-like. Gene Ontology annotation, molecular function: urea transmembrane transporter activity; glycerol channel activity; water channel activity. Gene Ontology annotation, biological process: water transport; glycerol transmembrane transport. NCBI's taxonomy places the organism in Eukaryota, Metazoa, Chordata, Actinopteri, Cypriniformes, Cyprinidae. The record is from RefSeq and is a predicted model, not a curated record. Gene Ontology annotation, cellular component: plasma membrane; basolateral plasma membrane. Bases 73 to 945 code for a protein of 290 amino acids. The transcript is spliced from 6 exons.
GACACUUAAACUCCAGCGAGAUCAGCCUUCAACUGUCUGUCCGGACAUCACAUCUCAGCUGUCGGGGAAAGUAUGGAGCUCGAAAACUUCAGAAAUUUGAGGGAGAGGUGCAGCGUGAGGCGGGACAUCAUCAGAGAGUUUCUGGCUGAAUUACUAGGGACAUUCGUACUAAUACUCUUCGGUUGUGGUUCAGUGGCCCAGACUAUUCUCAGCAGAGAAAAACAUGGAGAAAAUCUUACCAUCCACUUUGGCUUUACUCUAGGGGUGAUGCUGGCUGUGUACAUGGCAGGAGGCGUGUCAGGUGGACAUGUGAACCCCGCUGUUUCUCUGGCUAUGGUCGUUUUGGGGAAACUCCCAUUAAAGAAAUUUCCUGUCUAUGUGGCAGCCCAAUUUCUAGGUGCUUUUGCAGGGUCUUGUGCUGUCUUCUGUCUGUACUAUGGUGCCUUCGCAAAUUUUGCUGAUGGAAAACAAAUUGUAGUUGGUGAAAACGCCACAGCAGGUAUCUUUGCCUCAUAUCCACGUGAAAAUCUCUCAUUGUUAAAUGGAUUCAUUGAUCAGGUGAUUGGCACAGGCGCCCUGGUCCUCUGUAUUUUAGCCAUUGUUGAUAAGAAGAAUAUUGGGGCACCUAAAGGAAUGGAGCCACUGGUUAUUGGUCUGAGCAUCCUGGCUAUCGGAGUGUCCAUGGCUCUGAACUGUGGCUAUCCCAUCAACCCUGCCAGAGACUUGGGACCUCGGCUCUUCACUGCUAUGGCAGGAUGGGGACUAGAGGUGUUCAGGGCUGGAAAUGGCUGGUGGUGGGUUCCAGUGGUCGGACCGAUGGUGGGCGGUGUGGCCGGGGCAGUGAUCUACUUCCUGAUGAUUGAGCUGCAUCACCCUGAGCUUGAGAAAAACCUUGAAGAUGACAACAGCAUCAAAGAUAAAUAUGAAUUGAACACCGUAAACUAGAAAGAGAGGGAAAGUAUGGUAUCUUUUCCUUCACCAUAGACCUCAAACAAGAAGCACUGUUAUUUCUACACACUCUCCUUCUCGGUCUUUUCCUCUAGAUCUCUUUUCUGAGUCUUUUGCCAAGUCAGUUCAUGAAACCAAGCAGCUAUGAAAGACAGCAAGUGUUAAUUAUCUAUAAUUCUAGCUUUUUCAAGUUCUUAACAAGUUUAACUUUUUCAAAGAUCACCAUUCAUUCUAUCUAUUCUAUAGAGCGAUCAACAGCAGAAACAGUAUUUAAUGUAAAGCAUCCACAGUUUUACCAUCAACACCACUGCCAGUAAAAGAUCACAGGUGCUAACAGAUCCUCCAUAUUAACAACUCUGGAAUGUAUAUAGAGAUAAUCAUAAUUUUCAACUGGUUUCUCAGGUUUCCUUUUUUGUUUCUUAAGAUAUAGUCAAUGCAGGUUGUCUAGCCUCAGCCAGAGAGAGUUAAACCACUCCAGCAUUGCACCUAUAUUUUU